Anopheles marshallii is the source of this 4251-nucleotide messenger RNA. It is a transcript of the gene ovo, whose product is annotated as transcriptional regulator ovo. Bases 1 to 4251 code for a protein of 1416 amino acids. Gene Ontology annotation, biological process: epidermal cell differentiation; regulation of transcription by RNA polymerase II. Lineage: Eukaryota; Metazoa; Arthropoda; Insecta; Diptera; Culicidae. Gene Ontology annotation, molecular function: DNA-binding transcription factor activity, RNA polymerase II-specific; RNA polymerase II cis-regulatory region sequence-specific DNA binding. The transcript is spliced from 4 exons. The record is from RefSeq and is a predicted model, not a curated record. Gene Ontology annotation, cellular component: nucleus.
AUGCCGAAGAUCUUCCUGAUCAAGAACCGGCUCCAUCAGCAGCAGCUGCGGCUGGUGGAGGAGGCCCAGAAAAACAGCCACGUCGGACCGGGCAGUGGCGGUGGUAGCAGCGUGGUAGACGACGGUGUGGGCAGCGGUAGUGAGGUGGGCAGCAACGAACCACUGUCGCUGGUGUCCCGAAAGCGCGAGCAUGACGAUUCGGCCGAGCGCGACAUAUUCAGCGAAGAAAAUCGCCUUAGUCCACCGUGUCGGAAGCGGGCGGCUUCUCCAUCGCUGUCGAUCUUUGCCACCCCAGCGAAUAAGGAGCGGGACGUCAGCCCGGCCUCCAUAACCACCACUACCACGUCGGACGGUAGCAGCAGCAAAGCGGUGGUGACAGCGACAACCACUGCCUACAGUAACAGCGGCGGCAGCAGUCUAGCAGCAUACCACCGAAACACAGCACUCUGCCUACGGCACAAUGGUGCCUCUGCCAAAGAAUCGUCCACCUCACCGCUGGUACCGCAUCAUCAUCAGCAGCAGCAACAGCGAUUGUUUCCCGGUGGAGGGGUGCGUCGUUCACAGCUCCACCACCCACCGGCACACCAAGCAGUGAAAGGUACCGCCGAGGUGAAGGAGCUGGAGGAGGGUGAGGUGGACGAGGAGGAUGGUGGUGAGAGUGGUAGCGAAGAGACGGUGGAUGCGGCGGUAACACCGCGCCCAGUACCGUUGGUGAGUCGCAAACCCACCGAACCGACCCCACCACCAUCGACACCACCAGCACCGCCAACAGCAACACCUCCACCGCCACCACCACCAGCACAAGGAACCGGCGUGGCCGGUGUUGUGGCCCAGCAGCGCAAAGAGCAGAAGGAGCCGGUCCCGACAGUGGCGGCCAUCGCCAAGUACGAUAAGCGACGUUCGGCAAUCGUGAGCUCGUGUCUGCGAGUUACCGAGGGACCCGCGCCGUACAUUGGACCGCGAGGGCACGUGUUGACGAACGCGGAACGAAAGGUUUACCCACCAACACCACCUCCACUGCCUCCGGUGCCCAUGGAAAAACCGAUCCGACAGCAGGAGCGCCGGGCAUCGACGGAGGAGGACGACGAGGAGGAGGAAAACGACGACGAUGAGGAUAACAACCACCCGGCCCGUAUCAAGGACACGCGCAAGGAGUCGGCUGUAGUGGUGGCGGGCGGAGCCGGCAGCGGCAAGCUAAUCGUACGCGAGGAACCAAACAUUCCGGGCAGUGAGCAGCACCAGCGUCGGCUGCGACUACCCUCACCGACACCACCACCAGCAAAGGAGCGCGUACCGUCACCGGUCGUCCCGUUCGGUGCCGUGGUUCGCUGCUCGGUCAUUCAACGCACGCCAGCAGUGCGAAAGACGCAACCAGCGGACGAGGUGGUACCGGUACCACCGGCGGCUCCUCACCCCCAACAGCAGCGUCUGGACGAUAGUCCGCGGGCGGUGGAUCUGAAGGUGCGCCCGAUGGUGGUGCUUACCGUCGAGCCCGAGCAGGACCAACCGAUCGAUUAUCACAUCCCUAAGCGACAGGAGCGGGAGGAACAGGAGGAACGACUGGUCGGACGCCGUGAACGGCAGGCCGCCAUCUUGAACAACCAUCUACCACCGUACCAUCAUCGAGGGGGUGCGUCGGCGGCCCGGGCAGCGGCAGCCGCCGCUGUCAUUAGCGGCAUCAUGCAGGGUGCCGCUGGCCACGGUCGCUCUUCGAACGGUGGUGGAGGCGGUGGUGGUGGUGGACAAUCCGGCGGUGGUUCGAACGGUGGUGGUGCCGGCUCCGGCAACGGAGGCGGUGGCGGUAUCAACUUUUCGUCCGGUGGAGGCGGCGGCGGAGGUGGUGCGCUCGGGGCGGGUGGCGCCGGUGGUGGUAUGGGUGGGCGCGAUGGCCGAUCCAACUACGGUCCGAACAGUCCACCGACCGGGUCGCUGCCACCGUUCUACGAAAGCUUGAAGGGAGGCGGUGCGAGUGGAGGACUGAACGGGUACAACGCGAACGGCGGCUUCCUGACGAACAGUGCUGCCAGCUACCAGCAGCUGCUCAGCUCGCUCGAAUGCGAUGGUCAGGAUUUGGGCGGUGCCGGUGGUGGCGGCGGACUGGGAGGCGGUGUCAUACUCGGACUCGGCACGGGCUUCACAUACGGCAGCGCGACGGAUGGCAGCGGAGGAGGAGGGGGAGGAGGCGGUGGAGGUGCGGGAGGAAACGGGCAGCAGGGUAAUGGGACGUUGGCGGCGGCAGCCGCAGCAGCUGCAGCGACCGUCAUGGGCAAACACUGCACGCUGAUGCUGCACAAUCACUUCGGCCUAGCGCUGAAGGAUGAGGUUGAUCUCGGGUACGACUCGAAGGUGGAUCCCACCCUGCACGGCCUGUACGCAUCCGCCACGGGUGACAGUGUGGGAGGCAAUGGGGCUGGUGGUGGGGCGGGCGGUGGCGCCGGUUCUGCCGGCGGUUAUGAUGUCGCCGACUCGAUGAUGGAUAUGGGCGACUCGAUGCAGCUGACGGCGACACUGACCACCUACCCCUCUUCGGCCGGUGCCAGCCCGAACGGACUGCUGGACGGCUGUUUGAGCGAUGCGGAAUUUUCCCUCUACUCGCGCGGCAUGCACGACGAACAGUCGAGCAACUGUAACGAUCUCGAACUCACCUCGACACCGUCGCUGACGCCCGAUUCGGUGAGUGCCUCGCUGCAUCAGAUCGAUACCGUGCACGAUCCGCUCGGGGAUGCGUACCCGUCGUCUGGUACGGGAGCCGAUCAGCAGCAGGGUGGAGCGGGCGGUGGUGGCGGUGCUGGUGGUAACUCACACGCGAGCCAUCUCGUGCUGCCCCGCGAAUACACCAACAUGGCGGCGGCUACGUUCGGCGCCCAACACGGACUCGGCGGAGGUCAUCAGCACACGACGCUGCAUUCGCUCGCGAGCAAGUACCACGGUGCGGCACAGGACGGCAAUCAGCCGCCGAGCUACCUGCAGACGGCGGCCAACGGUGCCGGUACGUACGGUUCGUUCCAGCCGCUGCUACGCUACGAUCAGCUCGACAGCAAUCUCUCGCUACCGUCGCCCGGCGGUGGCUCAUCGCUGGACUUCGAUCUGCACCAGAGCCUGCAACCGCUGCAGGGCCCGUUCGCGAUGAAUCUGCAGCUGGCCGGCGGCCAGAACACUCAUCUGCAGCAACAGCAGCCACCCUCGUCACACCAACGGUCGACCGGUGGGGUACGAUCGCCCGGCGGCAACUCCACCUCAUCGGUGUCCUCGACCGCAUCGUCCGCAGCAGCAGUCGCUGCGGUGGCCAGCCUCAGCGCGCACAACGUACCGGUUGCGGGUCCACCGCCGGCGGUGCUCGCCACCACGAUACAAAAUCAGUUGGGACUUCCGGCCGACUCGGAGCUGCAGUUUGUCAACGGCGGGCACGGCAUCAAGAACCCACUCGCGAUAGAGAACGUACCACUCCGGAUGCGAUCCGACGAUAGGCAUGGUGGUGGCAAGCAACUGUCUGGUUCGGCCGGCACGAAACAGCGCACACACCACCACCAUCAGCAGCAGCAACAGCAGCAGCAGCACCACCAUCAACAGCAGCAGCAACACCAGCAACAGAUGCAGCAACAGCAUCUUCAGCACCACCUCGACAACGGUUCGAACACGUCCCCAUCGUCCGUGUCAUCGUCAUCCUCGUCGUCCGCGUCCUCGCCGAACAGCUGCGGUUCGCCCGGUUCGGUUGCGACGAACGGUGGCAACAGCAAUGGCACGAACGGCGGUAGCACCAACACCGACGACGACCAGAACCGCUUCGUGUGUCGCAUCUGCUCGAAAACGUUCAGCCUGCAGCGGCUGCUGAACCGUCACAUGAAAUGCCACUCGGACGUCAAACGCUACCUGUGUACGUUCUGCGCGAAGGGAUUUAACGAUACGUUCGAUCUGAAGCGCCACACGCGCACCCACACCGGCGUCCGACCGUACAAGUGCAAUCUGUGCGAAAAGUCCUUCACGCAGCGCUGUUCGCUCGAGUCACACUGCCUGAAGGUGCACGGCGUACAGCAUCAGUACGCAUACAAGGAGCGUCGAACGAAGAUGUACGUGUGUGAGGAAUGUGGCCACACGACGAACGAACCGGAAGUACACUAUAUGCAUCUGAAGGAAAAGCAUCCGUACUCGCCGGCACUGCUCAAAUUCUACGACAAGCGGCACUUCAAGUUUAACAAUGCGGCGUUUGCGAACAAUCUGCUCGGUUCGCUACCGAUGCCGGUGCACAACUGA